CAGCUGCCCCGCCAAGCUGUAUUUUAGCGAUCUUUCAGCGGUUCAGCGGCCUUAUCGCUUAUCGCUUACUGUGAAGGUCAAUCUGGGCGGUCGUCUUCUGAUCUGUGUCCGCAGGAAACCGAACACGCGACGACUUUCCGCGCUGAAAAGCAACAUCCGUCACCAUGUCCAGCAAAGGGUCCGCAUACGGCCAGCCGGCCGGCGACACAGACUUUAGGAAAAAGUACGACCUCGACGAGUAUGCCGCGAAAGCCAAGGAGCGCGAGGCCGCCGAGAAGGAGGAGCGCAAGGCGCGCUGGGAGGCAAAGAUGGCGGGCAAGAAGUACUACAAGCCGAUGGACGGCAGCGAGACGCUCACGACGGCGCGCAACGCCACCCAAGACUUCAGCAAGCUCGUCGGCACCUCUUCACUCGUGCCGGCCGGCGCGGGGGUGGGCAAACGCGGUCGCGGCGCUGGCUUCUACUGCGAGGCCUGCGACCUGACCUUCAAGGACAACCUGCAAUGGGUAGAGCACACGAACAGCAUGCAGCACCAGCGCAACAUUGGCGCCACGGGCGAGGUGCGCAAGGCCACGGCGGAGGAGGUGCACGCGCGCAUCGAGGCGCUGUGGCAGCGGGAGCAGGAGCGCAAGCGGGAGCAGGUCGUCUCGCUCAAGGAGAGGCUGGAGGUGCGCAAGGAAGAGGAGGAGAGAGAACGGGAAGAGAAGAGGCGGAAACGGAAGGAGGCGGAGGCGCGGAGGCGCCAGGAAAAGGAGGCUGCGGCCAAGAUCAAGACGGAGUACGGCGAAGACGUCCGCAUCGAGGGCGAGCACGACGAAGACGACAUGAUGGCUGCCUUGGGCUUCACGGGGUUCGGGAGCACGGCGAAAAAGUGACCUUGUCUGCGUCGCAGGUGAUACUUGGUUUUCUUCAGAUUGUAUCAUUGCCCGGUCAACUAGGAAGGAUACCCACCUAAAGUAUGCACGGAAUAGUGCUGGCGUUGGGCGUUGGUUUUGGACGGUUCAUGGUAGCGGAACGGACUUUGGCUUCCUGGGUCUUUGUGGAAUACCUAUCCUAAGUGGUUUGAGGUAGCUGUACGGGGUAGAAACGGGACAUACUCGAAUGCUGCCACCUAUCCGCGAAUCUUCCGUCUUGAGUCUUGAGUCUUGACGCAGUACCGAAACUAAGGAGACUUGCCAAGAAGCGUCCCCACAGCGGUCCGGGCAGGGGCGCCG
Molecule: messenger RNA, 1214 nt
Organism: Thermothielavioides terrestris NRRL 8126
Lineage: Eukaryota; Fungi; Ascomycota; Sordariomycetes; Sordariales; Chaetomiaceae
Exons: 1
Coding region: 165-875 (236 amino acids)
Biological process (GO): mRNA splicing, via spliceosome
Cellular component (GO): spliceosomal complex; U4/U6 x U5 tri-snRNP complex
Molecular function (GO): zinc ion binding; nucleic acid binding
Source: RefSeq, a predicted model, not a curated record